CGUUCGAGCGAGAGGUGGACAUCACUCGGCUGGAUACAGGCUUCUCUUCACUGAGUGUGUGGUCCAUUCUCCAACCAUAGUUGAGUUAUCCGAGAAAGAGAGAAGCGACCAUGCCACUGGGAAAGAAAGUGCGGCCAAGUUCUGCCGCAGGGAAGUUAGAGACCUACACCAUAACCAGCAUUUUCCACAAUGCAACACCUGUCACUGCAAAGACUGCAACUUCCAGGAUUAGUUCGACACAAGCGCGUGCAAGAACGUCCAUUCCAGAAAGCAGAGUCCCGCUCGAUCCUGUUGGCUGCCAAGCGCAGGUGGAACAGUGUGAGCACCCCCUGCGGUUGGAGAGGGUGCCCCUGAAACAGCAUCUCAGGCGGCACUCGAUAGGACUCAGCCAGAACGUAGCAACAAGUGAAAAUAUCCAAAGGUUUGGGGACACCAUAAAAAGCCUGAGAAAGGGCAAGAUUGAACAAAAGGUCUCCUUGACACAUCUGAAGAACAUCCAGGCUGCUUUUGAAGAAUCUGAAAGUGAUGGCAGAUCACUGUUGGAUGUAAAAGCAUUCAAGCUGAUAAUGAAGAAAUGUCUGGGAUACCGUGGCAUACAUGAUGACCAAAUAGAAGAACUUUUCAGGAAGAUUGAUUAUUCUGCAAAUGGUCAAAUUGGAUGGGAUGAAUUCUGCACAUUCAUGCAACUAAAGUAUCAGGAGAUUGAGGAAUCCUACGUACGAUCAAAACAUAUCUCAUUCUCCCUUCCGGCAACUGUCAGGAUGCUCUCCCAUGCCGAGCAGAUUCUGCGCAUUUACUUCACGCCUGAUGAGAUGUUCAUCAUGAUGCGAGAAGGUGGAACCAUUUCCUUCUGGACGUCACAACUAAAGCUGAAGCGUAGUCGGAGGCUCUUUGAGAAGUCUUUGAACCGGAAGCCAAAAUGGAUAACUGACUUCGCCAUCAUGUAUCAAUAUAACAAGUUCAUUCUAAGUACUGGAGAUCGAGAAAUUCAGAUUUAUGAGCUCUCUACAUUUGAGCCAUAUUGCCAGAUCACUGGUUCAGAGGCAUGUCCAUUACAGCUUGAUUACUGUUCUACUGGUGCCGAUGACUGCAUGAUUCUCUAUGGAGAUGACCAGGGUUGUGUAAAUAUUUUACUUCUGUCAUCUGCAGCAGAGACUUUAAGAACAUGGAAGAAGUGCCCUAAAGUGGAUAAUUUUCCCAGCAUUAGCAUAGAAAAUUCCGUACUGUCACCAAAUGUGACUUACAUUCGUUGGAAGGUGCAUGAAGACUGGGUAACACAGCUGAAAUACUAUGAUUCGAUGACAGCAGUCAUAACUGCUUCCAGCCAUGAAGCUACUGCCUUGGUAAUCGGCUGUACCACCGGUACCACAAACCUGGAAAAACAGAUGAAGGAAAUGAAGGAAUGCUGGAAAGAGGGGAAGACCACAAAGUCUCACGGUCCUUGUGUUCCUCAGAAGAGGCUGGCAUGUGAUCAGUCAGUAUUCCCUGUUCAUAAAGGCGUGAAGACAUUUGAUUUGUGUAAGAAUAAGAACCUGCUUGUGACAGGUGGAAUGGACAGGAUUGUGCGGAUGUGGAACCCUUAUAUUCCUGGGAAACCCACUGGUUUGCUGAGAGGCCACUGUGCUCCAAUCUGUUUUCUUUGUAUUUCCACUGAUGACAAUAAACUCUUCUCCGUCUCCACCGACAACACUGUGAAGAUUUGGGAUACUGAAGAUCAGUGUUGUCUGUACACAGCGAAUCAGAAAGCCAGUAGAGUCACUGGAGAUGUAUCUACAUGCCUCUACGUGUCAGCAAUUAAAGCACUUUGCAUUGCUGCAGAUGCCAUUGCUCUUCUGCACCUCAGAAUACAACCUCAGCCACAGCCACACCAUAUUAAGUCCCAUAAAGAACCAGUUUUGUGCUGCAUAUAUUGUAGUGAAUUUCGACAGAUUAUUAGCUGUUCAGAGGAAUCGGUGAUCAAAGUCUGGGACCUUGACACAGGAAAGCUUGUGUUUGAAUUCAGUGGAGCUCAUGGUGAUUCUGCCAUUUGCUGCAUGGCUUUUGAUGACAGUGGAAGGAGAUUGAUUACAGGCGGAAGAGAUGGAUGUGUAAAGAUCUGGAAUCAUAAUAAUGGCCACUGCUUAAAAAUACUGAAGAAAGAGGGCAGAUGUGAUGAAAUCUGUGACUGUACCUAUGUGGAGAUGCACAAGAAUAAUUAUGUGCUUGCUGUUGGAUGGGAUAGAAGAAUAAAUAUAUACUGUGAUUCAUUUGAUGAUCUUCAUCACGUUCAGCCUCCUCAGCCAUACUGGCAAGAUGAUCUGAAAUGGGGACACAAGGAUGACAUUCUGUGCAUAGCCCAAUGCCCUCCAACACUUCUUGCCACCUCCAGCUAUGAUGGGGAAACAAUUGUUUGGAAUAUGAUCUCUGGUCACAUCUGUUGCCACUUACAGAAUCCGACAACCAAAGAGUGCAGAGACGGAGAAGCAGUAACUGAUAAAAGUGUAAAUAAAGUUAUGUUCUUGAAAACUCGAGCACUGAAGAUUGAUUCAGGAGCAUCUCUUGUUACCACUGGUUCCCAAGGUACGCUUGUUUUCUGGAACCUGUUCAAUGGUGGACAGCUCUAUGGUACUUUCACUGCUUCCAGAGUGAAGUCUCAGAUAAGUAGUCUUGGUGCAUCAACCAAUGACUCUUUACUUUACACUGCGGAUUACGUUGGAUAUAUCUAUGUUUACAGUAUAAAGGAUUAUGCUGUUCAAGGACCAGGAACAGAUCCACCAAAAAUUCUUAACUACUGGAGAGCCCAUGUAAGCAGUAUUACUUGCAUGGAACUGAUAGAAGAACAAAAUUUGAUGGUGACUUCUGCUUUUGAGGGUACUGUACGACUGUGGAGCAUGGAUGGUGAAUUAAUUGGUACUUUUGGGCAGCCACAGCCAUGGGACAUUUAUGCUCCUGCGUCAUGGAUGCACCCAAUGGUUCCCUAUGAGAUCCUGGUUGAUCCACUCAGCUUGCCCAUUCACCCGCUGUUGGAAGAAGAGGCCUCCGUAACACAACAUGUCAAUUUAAGCCAAAGUGAAGAAAACAAACAGAUUAUGACAUCGAAGAAUCUUCAACACAGUUCUUCAAAAGUGAUCAUUUCAGAUGAAGAGAUCAAAGAAAAAAUAAAGAAGAUGACAUCCCAAAACAAUCUUGGGAAAAGACUUCGACAAGAAAGAUAUAAGAGAUUGAACAGGCCAAUAAACCAUGGAGGCCCCUCUGCAUAUCAUACUCUAAAUUAUUUUGAAAUUAGUACCCCAAAUCCUUGUGAAAAACCUGACCUAUCAACAGGAAGCACAGAUCCAUAUGAUAUUUGCUUUAAAGAGAGUACCGUUGACCUCCAAGCCUGUGCAUAAGAAUUUGCCUGGAAGAUGUUUGAUUUCCCCUGCAUUUAAUUUACAUUAUUUAAAGCUAAUAUUGUUGCAUUUAAUUGUGUCUGUAUGACUGAGGGUGUGAUACAGACCAGAUCUCACUGCUAGUCGGUUGUCUCUUCAUCAUGUUCCCAAUUCUUCUUGACCCCUGUCUCUUUUAAGCUUUUUUUUUAACCUCAACUCCUUUUUCUUCUCCUUUCCUGUCUCAGAAUCAGGUUUAUUAUCACUGACAAUAUGCUGUGAAAUGUGCUGUUUUGCAGCAGCAGUACAACUCAUAAAAAUGAACCAUACUUUGCAAUAAGAAAUAUAAAGCAAAUAAAUAAAUAGUGCAAACAAAGAGCGAAAUAGUGGGGUAGUGUUCAUGGACUCUUCUGAAAUCUGAUGGCGGAAGGCAGUCUCCUGCCUUUGCUGGAUAUGCCCAUUGCCACUGUGAUAGGUUAGUGGGCAGAGGGGGUGGUGUGGCCCUAUUUAUAAGAAAUAAUAUUAAAUCAUUAGAAAGGGAUGACAUAGAAUCAGAAGGUGUCGAGUCGCUAUGGGUUGAGUUAAGAAAUGGCAAAGUAAAAGGACCCUAAUGGCAGUUGUAUACAGGCCUCCAAAUAGCAGCCGGGAUGUGGAUUACAAUUUACAGCAGGAGAUAGAAAAGGCAGGUCAGAUGGCCAAUGUCAUGAUAAUCGUUGUGGAUUUUAACAUGAAAGUGGAUUGAGAAAACCAGGCCAGUACUGGAUCUGAAGAGAAAGAAUUUGUAGAAUGUCUAAGGGAUGGCUUUUUAGAACAGCUUGUUGUUGAGCCCACUAGGGGAUCAGCUGUGCUGGAUUGGGUGUUGUGCAAUGAUCUAGAGGUGAUAAGAGAGCCUAAGGUUAAGGAACCCUUAGGGAACAGUGAUCACAAUAUGAUCGAGUUCACUUUGAAAUUUGAGAAGGAGAAACUAAAUUCCGAUGUGUUGGUAUUUCAGUGGAAUAAAGGAAAUUACAAUGGCAUGAGAGGGGAAUUGGCCAAAGUUGACUGGAAAGGGACACUAGCAGGAAGGACAGCAGAACAGCAAUGGAUGGAGUUUCUGUGACAAAUGAGGGAAGUGCAAGACAUAUAUUCCAAAUAAGAAGAAAUUUUGAAAUGGAAGAAGGGCACUACCAUUAACUGACAAGUGAAGUCAAAGCCAAAGUAAAAGCAAAAUAGAGGGCAUACAAGAAAGCCAAAGCUAGUGGGAAGAUGAAGGAUUAGGAAGCUUUUAAAAAGCUUGCAGAAGGAAAUUAAGAAGGUCAUUAGAAAGGAAAAGAUGAAUUAUGAAAGGACGCUUGUGACUAAUAUUAAAGAAGAUACUAAAUGCUUUUUUAAGUAUAUAAAGAGUAAAAGAGAGUUGAGGGUAGAUAUAGGACGAAUAGAAAAUGAUGCUGGAGAUAUUGUAAUGAGAGAUGCAGAAACGGCAGAAGAACUCAAUGGAUAUUUUGCAUCAGUUUUCACAGCUGAAGACAUCUGCAGUAUACCAGACAUUCAAAAGUGUCAGGAAAGUGAAGUUUGUGCAGUGAAAAUUACAACUGAGAAGGUGUUCAGUAAGCUUAAUGCUCUGAGGGUGGAUAAAUCUCCUGGACCUGAUGGAAUGCACCCUCGGGUUCUGAAGGAAGUAGCUGGAGAGAUUGCGGAGGCAUUAACAAUGAUCUUUCAAGAAUCAAUAGAUUCUGGCAUUGUACCGGAUUACUGGAAAAUUGCAAAUGUUACUCCGCUAUUUAAGAAGGGUGGGAGACAGCAGAAAGGAAACUAUAGACCUGUUAGCCUGACAUCAGUGGUUGGGAAGUUGUUGGAAUUGAUUUUUAGGCAUGAGAUUAUGGAAUACCUGGAGCCACAUGACAAGUUAGGCCAAAGCCAGCAGUUUCCUGAAAGGAAAAUCCUGCCUGACUAACCUACUGCAAUUUUUUUUUGAGGAAAUUACAAACAGGAUAGACAAAGGAGAUGCAGUAGAUGUGUAUGUGGAUUUUCAGAAGGCCUUUCACAAUGUGCCGCACAUGAGGCUGCUUAGCAAGAUAAGAGCUCAUGGAAUUACAGGGAAGUUACUAGCGUGGGUGGAGGAUUGGCUGAUCAGCAGAAAACAGAUAGUGAGAAUAAAGGGAUCCUAUUCUGUCUGGCUGCUGGUUACCAGUGGAGUUCCACAGGGGUUGAUGUUGGGACUGCUGAUUUUUAUGAUGCAUAUCAAUGAUUUGGACUAUGGGAUUAAUGGAUUUGUGGCUAAAUUUGCCAAUGAUACAAAGAUAGGUGGAGGAGCGGGUAGUGUUGAGGAAAGAGAGAGCCUGCAGAGAGACUUAGAUAGUUUAGGGGAAUGGGCAAAGAAGUGGCAAAUGAAAUACAGUGUUGGAAAUUGUAUGGUCAUGCACUUUGCUGGAAGAAAUAAAUGGACAGACUAUUAAUUAGAUGGGGAGAGAAUUCAAAAUGCAGAGAUACAAAGGGACUUGGGAGUCCUUGUGCAGGAUACCCUAAAGGUUAACCUCCAGGUUGAAUCGGUGGUGAAGAAGGUGAAUGCAAUGUUGGCAUUCAUUUCUGGAGGUAUAGAAUAUAAGAGCAGGGAUGUGAUGUUGAGGCUCUAAAAGGCACUCGUGAGACCACACGGGGUAUUAUGUGCAGUUUUGGUCUCCUUAUUAUAGAAAGGAUGUACUGACAUUGGAGCGGGUUCAGAGAAGAUUCAUGAGAAUGAUUCCAGGAAUGAAAGGGUUACUGUAUGAGGAACAUCUGGCAGCUCUUGGGCUGUAUUCCCCGGAGUUCAGGAGAAUGAGAGGGGAUCUCAUAAAAACACUCUGCAUGUUGAAAGGCCUGAACAGAUUAGAUAUGGCAAAGUUAUUUCCCAUGGUAGGGGAUUCUAGGACAAGAGGGCAUGACUUCAGGAUUGAAGGACGUCCAUUUAGAACAGAGAUGCGGAUAAAUUACUUUAAUCAGAGGGUGGUAAAUCUGUGGAAUUUGUUGCCCUGAGUGGCUGUGGAGGCCAAGUCAUUGGGUGUAUUUAAGGCAGAGAUAGAUAGGUUCUUGAUUAGCCAGGGCAUCAAAGAGUAUGGGGAGAAGGCAGGGAAGUGGGGAUGACUGGAAGAAUUGGAUCAGCCCAUGAUUGAAUGGUGGAGCAGUCUCAAUGGGCUGAAUGGCCUACUUCUGCUCCUGUAUCUUAUGGUCUCAUGAAUAUUUUGUUUUCCUUUGAACUUAUCAUUGGUAUCUGUCAUUAUCUUACAGUCCCUUUCCUUUUCUCAAAUUAUAUUCAAUUGAAGUGCAACAUGUUAGCCAGUUUAGCAUCUUUUUUUAAAAUUUCCCGCCUUUACCUUCAAUUCUAUCAUCUCCUAUUCAUGGAAGAGUCUCCAUUCUCCAUCUUUUAUGUGUCAAUCUCUAGAAUGUUUUCUAUUUUGCAUAUUCCAGAUCACUCAAGCUGAACUUCUUGUCCCAGAACCCAAUUUAAAUUGUCAACCAUCUAGGCCAUGUUCGCAUUAGCCUUCACUGGAUCUUUGCUCCAAACAAUUUUUCAAGGUGAUGUAUCCCUCAGCCAUCAUUAUCACAAUCAUCAAAAUAAUAUUGGUUAACAUUACACUGGAGUUUGCUGUUGGCAAAUUCCCACUACAGUACCUUUCUUUCAAAACUUUGUCAUCAGUUGUGAAAUUCCUGGAGCAUCCUAAAUGUCAAAGGCACUAUAUAAAUACACAUUUUUCUCUCUACAGAUUUCCCAAUCCUCCCUGUAUCUGCAGUCUUCUUGAGCCUUUCUCAACUUUUUUUUAAUCUUCCUUUUGUUUUCUUCACAUCUUUGCAUUCUGUUGCCAUCAUAAUUAUUGGCCGAGAUUUCAACCAUUACAUUUCUAAACAUGAGAACAUAAGAAUUAGGAGUAGGCCAUCUGCUCCGUCAGGCCUGCACCACCAUUCAACAAGGCCAUGGACUCAGUUCCACCGGCCUGGCCUUUCCCCAUAACCCUUAAUUCCUCUACUGUGCACAAAUUUAUUUAACUGUGUCUUAAAUAUAUUUAAUGAGAUAACCCCUACCUCAUUAUUUUAUAUGUUUCUAUAUGAUCCCCCCUCAUUCUUCUGAAUUCCAGUGAGUGUAAUCACCUUGACUCAAUUUCUCUUCAGAGGUUUAACCCUUCAUCUCUGGUGUUAACCUGGUGAACCUCUGCACUGCAAAGCCACUGUAUCUUUUCCCAAGUAAGGAGACCAGACCUGCAUACAGUACUUCAGGUGCUGCCUCACCAGGAAAACCUCCCUGCUCUUAAAUACAAUUUCUCUGGUAAUAAAGGCCAACAUUCCACUUGCCUUCUUGUAACAUGUUACACCUGAUUCAUGUACAUGCACUCCCUAGUCCCUUAGUACAACACAAUCUGCAGACUCUCCACAUCUUCCGCACAAUUUGCUUUUUCAUUCAAGUUAGGGUCAACUAUACGUGGUUCCCUUUUCCAAAUUGUCAGUGACUCCUGUGGCACUCCAUACACUACCAAUUGCCAACCAGUGUAAUAUCCAUUUAUUCCAACUCUCUGCCUUCUACUGGUUCACCAUAAGACCAUGCUAAUACAUUACCCCUAACUCCCUGUAUCCUUGUCUUAUGGAUAACUCAAUUAGGUGGCACUUUAUUGAACGUCUUCUGGAAAUUCAAGUAUAUGCAACAUACGCUUAUCCCCCUCUAUUCGCUAUGCUCAUUAUAUCCUCAAAGAACUCGAUUAAAGUUGUCAGCUUCCCUUCCUGAAUCCUUGCUGUGUCAGCCUGAUGGAAACACUUCUAAAUGGUUAUCUUACUAUUUCAUCCUUCACAAUAGCUUAAAGCACUUUCCUGACCACAGAUGUUAAGCCAUGAGCCCAUAGUUCCCUAACUUUUGCCUACCUCCUUUUUUUCACUGUCUUUCAAUCUGCCGGGACUUGCCUAGAGUAUUUUAAGAAAUGAUCACGUGCUUUACUAUAACUUCCACUAUUUCUUCAGAACCUUUGAAUACAUUCUCUCAGGACCAGCAGACUUCUCUACCUUUAGGACCACUAGUUUGCUGAGCACCACCUUGUUAGCAAUAGUGAUUAGAGGUCCUAAUCUCAAGUCAUUCUUAACAUCUCUUUCUGGCAUGUCAGACAUGUCUUCACAUGAAGACUGACAUAAAAUACUCAUUCAAUGCUUUGACUAUUUCCAUAUAAUUCAAUAUUAAUUCUCCACUCUCAUCUUCCAAGGGACCUGCAUUCACCUUUUCCUGCUUUAGAUGAUCAUAAAAACUUUUAAUAUCUUUGUUUUUCUUAUUGCUUGCUUAAAGUCUUGGAUAGUCUCAUUAAAAUUUAUUGUCUUUUCACCUUUCGUCUUUUAGGUUUUUGUGUACUUUGUGUGUUUUAAUAUAUGUAUGUUUUCCUGUUUACUCAAUGUUGACAGUUAAGAAUUGCCACAUAGAUACCUUUUAACUUCUGCUGAUGUUGCUAUUGAAAUAGUUCAGAGGCAAAACAGAUACAAAUAUAGAAGGGAUUCUAGAAUACUUGCUAGUUAUUUUUCUAUCAAACAUUUAUAAUAGAUGUUAAUUGGUUAACUUUUACUGAUAGUCUAUUUUACCAUAUAGUUUUUCACUUUUCCAACAAAAUAAUCAAAAAGCCAUUUAAUUUAAAUAUAUAAAUCUGUAAAUUUCUUGUAGAAAUGUUAAUUUCUAAGUGCUUUGGCCUUCCUGUA
Messenger RNA from Mobula hypostoma (lesser devil ray), 9020 nucleotides. RefSeq names its product WD40 repeat domain 95 (gene wdr95). The transcript has 30 exons. Lineage: Eukaryota; Metazoa; Chordata; Chondrichthyes; Myliobatiformes; Myliobatidae. The record is from RefSeq and is a predicted model, not a curated record. The coding region runs from base 111 to 3368 and encodes 1085 amino acids. Gene Ontology annotation, molecular function: protein binding; calcium ion binding.